Molecule: messenger RNA, 4465 nt
Organism: Drosophila montana
Lineage: Eukaryota; Metazoa; Arthropoda; Insecta; Diptera; Drosophilidae
Gene: Snoo
Product: Sno oncogene
Exons: 2
Coding region: 469-4137 (1222 amino acids)
Biological process (GO): negative regulation of BMP signaling pathway
Cellular component (GO): nucleus
Molecular function (GO): RNA polymerase II cis-regulatory region sequence-specific DNA binding; DNA-binding transcription factor activity, RNA polymerase II-specific; SMAD binding
Source: RefSeq, a predicted model, not a curated record
UUUAAAUUUAGCACAAAAAAGCAAAAUAGAUAAAUAAGACAAAAUUUAAAAAUUGUGCACGCCGCCUGCAGCAGCAGCGGCAGCAGCAGCAGCAACGUCAGUGUCGACGCUGGCAGAGCGCAACACGCGCGCCUUUAAAACACACACACACACAUACACAUACAGAUGCUACAAAAAGCUCGCAGCGCAGCGAGCGCUACGCAGCGCCGUCGGCAAAUGCAGCGCCCAAAAUAAAAUAAGAUGAAAAAUGCGCGCAAAAAAAAAAUCAUCAAACAAAGUGCCAAAUUGUUAACAUGCAUACAAAAUACAAAAAUUAAUAAUAAAUAAAUUGAGCAAGCGAAAAUGUGAAAGCGUUUUGGCCGUGGACAAAAAAUAAAAAACAAAAAAAAAACGCAGAAAAGAAUAAGAAUACGAAACGAAGGAAAAGAAAAACAAUCGAGCGCGUGUUAUCGAUAACUGAGCGAUAUCAUGACCGAAUACGUGACGCCGAUGAUCAGCAGCGUGCUGAAAAAGUACCAGACGAGCGCCACCAAAAGCCUGCAGGGCCCCGCCGUGGCGCUCAUCAAAAAGGAACUGUCCAGCUCGCCGGAACCACAUGAACCACUGCAUGAACCGAGCGGCGUCGCUGGUUCCGCUGCCCUCAGCGAACGUGCACAGUUAUAUGCAGCACCGCUGCCUCUGCCGCCGGAACUGUCGCAGCCGAUCCUAACCCAGCCGGACACGGACUGCGGCGAACUGUACGAGACGCGGCUGGAGGGCAAAACGAUUGGCUGCUUCUCGCUGGGCGGCGAGAUGCGGCUGUGCCUGCCGCAGUUUCUCAACAAUGUGCUCAACGAUUUUACGCUGGAUCAGAUCAAUGGCAUUUUCGAGGAUCUGGGCAUCUCCUGUUCGCAGUGCACGCCCGAACAGCUGGUCGAGUUCAAGGCCGCCAAAAUCCUGCCGUCGGACGUGAAGGGCAGCGGCCUAAUCACGCGCACCGACGCGGAACGCCUCUGCGCCGCCCUCCUGCAUCGCUCCGACCGGAACAGCUAUGUGCCCGUGGAGAGCCUGGGCAAGGGCGCGCUCAGCUUUCAGGUGUAUCACAAGUGCUUUGGCAAAUGCGAGGGCAUCUGCACGCCGGACAUGUACUCAUACCAGAAGCCGACGUGCAUCCAGUGCUUGGAAUGCAAUUGCUGGUUCUCGCCCCAAAAAUUCGUGGGACACGUUCAUCGCAAGGUGGAGAAUCGCACCUGCCAUUGGGGCUUCGAUUCACGCAAUUGGCACGACUAUCUGCACGUGGCGCUCGAUGUGGAGAACCGGGAGAAAUAUCAACGCAUUUUGGAUCAGCUCAAGGAGGUCGAACUGAAGGAAAUGCACAAGGCGCAGUGCGAACUGGAUCACAAGAAACGAAAGGCGGAAAUGCUGAUGGAGGAUUCGCGGCUGUUGCCGCUGGGCUCGGUGGCGCCGCCGCAACCGGCGCUGCCGCCGUCAACGCACCAGACGCUGCCCGCCAGCCUGAAGCAUCAUCAUCAUCAUCAGCAUCAACGCGGUGGCGCCUCCGCUUCGCCCGUCGUUGCCGUUGCCGCCGCCGCCGCCGCCGACAUUCCGAGCAAGAAGCUAAAGGCGCCCCCAUUGGACAGCUAUCAUCCGGCCAUGGACUUGCAGCACUAUCACAUCAUGUACGCCCACUGCAUGCAGCAGCAGCAGCAGCAGAGGGAGCAGCAAAGGGAGCGGGAACGAGAACGGGAACGGGAGCGCGUGGAGCGCGUGGUGGUGGGCACGCAUCCGCUGGCAAGCAGCGCCUUUCAGCCGUGGCGUGCGGCGAAGCCAACGCCCGCUGCCUAUUUGCAGGCAUUCAAUGCAUUGUCCUCGCUGCCGUAUGCCUGCCAGGAGCCGCCGGAGCUUCAGAAUCCGGAGCGUGUCGUGCGCAGCACAGAUCGCGAGCGCUUCGAGCAGCACUAUCAGCCGAAUGUGGCGCUGGCGCCGCGCAAGAGCAUACUGUGCAAGGAGCGCGAGCUGGAGCGCCAGCGUCUACGGCAGGAGCAGGAGCUGCAGCUGGCGCACAUCAAACUGGAGCGCGCCGCAACGCCGCCGCUGGAGCCGCUGAAUGGCAGCAAUCACAGCAGCAACAGCAACCACAGCAACCACAGCAACAGCUCGAACAGCAGCUCGCCGAUGCCCAAGCCCGCGCUUGCCCAUUUGGUGGUGUCGCCGCCGGCGCCGCCGCCGCCACCGCCCCCGCCCAGCCAGACAGCGUUGCCGCUAGCGGCGCGCCAUGUGCCACGCAGUCCCGCCGAGGAGUUCUCGGCGGGCAGCAAUGAGAUUACCUCCUCCACAUCGCCGGUGCCAACAGCAGCAGCAGCAGUUGCAACAACAACUGGAGCAGCAGCUGGAGCAGCAGCUGGAGCGGUAGCUGGAACUGCAGCUGGAGCUGCGACGCCGAGCAGCCACAUUAUAGCCACCGUUAAUCAGCAUGCCAAGCUGCUGCCGACGAGCAGCAAUCAUCACCAUCACCACAAUAGCCACCACCACCACCACAACGAACCAAGUCGGAUUAGGAUCAACAAGAAUCUGAUGAGCCAGCAGCCGCCGGUGGCAGCGUCAAUUGCUGCACUGCAGCAGCCGAUCUACUAUAAGACGCCGCAUCCGGCAGCCGGCUAUUCGCCCACGCAGUCUUCCAGCGCCGGCGGCCUCAAUCUCAGCACGCACUCCUCCAAUGUGGUCAGCUCGCCGCAUGCCAAGCAGCAGCAACUGUUGCAGCUGCAACAGCAGCAACAGUUGCCAGCGGCGUCGGUGGCGGCGGCGGCGGCGCAGAAUGGCAAUGGCCAUUUGAAGCCGCAUUUGGGCAGCGAAUUCGAGCUGUCCACGGACACGGACGACGACAGUCUCAAUGGCGAGCCGGACAGCAGCGCCGCGAUGCUGCCGCCCUGGGAGCUGGCCGUGGAUGCGCUGCGCGAUACUCGCGCCAAGGAUCGGGAGCGUGUGCUGCACCUGCUACAGCGGCUGCUGCACGAGAAUCAAAAGUAUCGCGAUACAAAUGGGCAGCUGGGCGAGCUGCUGCACAAGCGGGACGCGGAGAUUGCGGAGCUGCGCGAGCAGCUGCAGCAUUGUCGACGCCAGUUGGAGGCGUUGGACAAGCUGCGUGUGGUGCCAUUGAAGCAAACGUUGCUCGAGCAGCGGCUAGAUGAGGAGAUGGACGAGGAGGAUCAGGACCACGAGGAGGAGGAGGAGGAGGAGGAGCUGCUGCUGGGCGGCGAGGAGGCGGAUAGCAAUGAGACGCUCACCCAGGAUCAGGCCAACAACAACAGCAGCAACAACAACAACAAGGAGCAGUCAAAUGGCCUGCGUCGCAGCCCAACGCCGCUCAACUGUUGCGCAACUGUUGCACAGCAGGAGGAGGAGGCGCCGGCGUGCAAGCGCCUCAAGCUGCAGGAGCAGCAACAGGUCAAGCCGGCAAAUGGACAUGCCAAGAGUCCAAGUCCAAGUCCAAGCGGCGCCAGCGCCAGCGACGACGACGACGACGAGGAGGAGGAGGAGCCGGAGGCGGAGGAGGGGGCAGAAGCGGAACUGGACGAGGCAAGGCAGCGGCGCACGGCGCAGGCGCAGGCGCCGCACAGCAGCGCGUUGACAACGCCGCCCACAGCGACCACGCCCCAAUCGCCAGACUCGGCCGCAACCGCCGGACAGCUGUUCGACAGCAGCAACAGCAGCGAUGAGUCAGCCAUGAAGAAGGCGCAAAUGUGCGCCAAAGAGGCGCUGGCCAAGAUUAGCAGCAACAGCAACAACAACAGCGAGGAGACAGAGGCAGAGGAGGAGGAGGAGGAGGAGGAAGAGGAGGAGGAGGAGGAGAAGGCAGCGACGCAGCAGGAAGACUCGGAUGAUGAUGAGAUGCCGCUGCAGCAGCGCCAACAACAACAGCAACAACAGCAGCAGCAACAGCAGCAGCAACAGCAGCAGCGACGCCAGCGUCGUGAAGUGACUGCGCUGCCGACGCCAGCGCCGACAGCGACGCCCAUUUUAAUGGCCACCAAAGCGAGCAAAAAGCAAACGCCGCCAAUUACAACAACAACAACAACAGCAACAAUAGCAACAAUAGCAACAAUAGCAACAACAAUAACAACGAACUGCGAAUUACAAAUCAAAAAGGAAAUUGUCUAAGCAGCAUCCCCUGCCCCCCCCCCCUCUCCCCUCACCCCUGCCCUACACCCACGCCUCGACCACCAAGCAGCUGCCGCAAACGCAUUGCAAAUUAACAGUUAGAACUUAGCUCAUAUAGUCGUCUCUUUCACACACACACACACACAGCAAGCUUUGCUUUGCUUAGUUUAAAACUUUAAGAAAGCAAAAACAACAAAAAAUGAAUACAAAUUGUGCUCAACGCUUAACGCACAUGAAAUAUCCUGUUGCGGGGGUAUGCUGUAUAAAAUACAAAACGAAAUGAAAAAAAAAACACACGACAUUUUUCAACACUUUCUCUGAACAUUUU